This is a messenger RNA of Fomitopsis serialis, 908 nucleotides long. RefSeq lists its product as uncharacterized. The record is from RefSeq and is a predicted model, not a curated record. The coding region runs from base 155 to 658 and encodes 167 amino acids. NCBI's taxonomy places the organism in Eukaryota, Fungi, Basidiomycota, Agaricomycetes, Polyporales, Fomitopsidaceae. The transcript is spliced from 6 exons.
UGGAAGGCUCGACCAGGCGGGACGCGCCGCGUGACGCGCCCAUAAAACCACGGCCAACAGCGCUUCCCCUGUGCAACGUCCCCUGCGUUCCCCUUGUUCACCCUCCCUCCUCGGUCAGUCCUCUCCAAAAGUACUCUUACGACUUUCGUCCAGUAUGUUCGCCGCAGUCAGCGCCCUCAUCGCCCUCGUUCCCUUCGCGUCUGCGCUCGUCUUGGAGACACCGACCGGCUGGCAGAGCAGUACACCUGCUAACAUCAGCUGGCUGUCCAACCCGGACGAGUUCCACAACUCCUACGCCAUCGGCAACAACAUCCCAGCCAGCAACGACUUCUUCGCGUUCGAGAUGCCCACUGUGGCGGUUGGAGCUGGUUACUACGUGUUGGCUAUCAAUAUAUCGAACAUCAACCAGGUCUUCGCUCAGACUGGCGAGUUCUCCAUUGCCGCACCACCUGCCUCCGUUCCUCGUCUGCGACUUCUUCUGGUUCCGCCUCGGCCUCGUGACUCCGCCUCGGCCACGUCCUCUGGUGCCUCGUCGGCGGCGUCCUCUACGUCCCCUGCGUCCGGCACCUUCAACGGCGCUGCCCGCUUCGACGUCAGCUUCGGCUCCCUGGCCGUCGCUGCCAUCGGUGUCGUUGCUGGCGCAGUCGUCGCCCUCUGAGGAGAUGAUGUAACGAUAGCACGACGCUUCUUUGCUUAUGGACAGAGUGGGUUUCUUCUGGUACUCGGUAUACCAUGUUCAUGGACGAGCACGGACUGUAUGGACUUCCCCCGCAUUUUGGACUUGCACUUGCUCCCGUUUACGACUUGCAUCGUUGUUUCCGUACUGGAUUGAAUUCACGAUCCAGUUGUGCCACUCGUUUGCCCCAGUACUUUGAGAGCCUUUUAAUGUCGACCGUCUGAAAACAUUC